Molecule: messenger RNA, 1722 nt
Organism: Penicillium brevicompactum
Lineage: Eukaryota; Fungi; Ascomycota; Eurotiomycetes; Eurotiales; Aspergillaceae
Product: methylisocitrate lyase ICL2
Exons: 7
Coding region: 1-1722 (573 amino acids)
Cellular component (GO): mitochondrial matrix
Molecular function (GO): isocitrate lyase activity; methylisocitrate lyase activity
Source: RefSeq, a predicted model, not a curated record
AUGUUCCGCUUAGCGCGACGCAUCCCACGACGCGUUCCAGUUGCACCCAUCUCCUCACGAGCAUUGCGGUCUUUCACAUGCGGUUAUCCUCGGAUGACGCCAGUUCAACCCCCGGUGUCCACCACCUUGCCCUCAGACGCCUACCAGCUCCUGUCAACACAAGAAAAAGCCGGUGAAGCUGAAGAUGCGCUUUACGACCAACAGAUUCGCGAUGUUGAAUCCUGGUGGAGCUCGCCUCGUUACGACGGUAUCAAGCGCCCGUAUACGGCCGCCGAUGUUGUGAGCAAGCGCGGCUCGCUCCAGCAGACGUACCCCAGCUCUUUGAUGGCGCGCAAGCUUUUCAAUUUACUCAAUGAGCGCGCCGCUGCUGGCCAGCCGGUUCACACAAUGGGAGCUAUUGAUCCCGUACAAAUGACGCAACAAGCCCCAAACCAAGAGAUUCUCUAUGUAUCUGGAUGGGCUUGCUCUUCACUUUUGACGAGUACUAAUGAGGUAUCCCCCGAUUUUGGCGAUUAUCCAUACAAUACCGUUCCCAACCAGGUCCAACGAUUGUUCAAGGCCCAGUCCAUGCAUGACCGGAAGCAGUGGGAUACGAGGCGGAAGAUGACACCAGAUCAGCGAAAGGCGACACCUUACACCGAUUAUAUGCGACCCAUUGUCGCGGACGGCGAUACCGGACAUGGUGGCCUGUCAGCGGUCCUUAAGCUCGCCAAAUUGUUUGCAGAGAACGGCGCGGCGGCUGUGCACUUCGAAGAUCAAUUGCACGGCGGAAAGAAGUGCGGCCAUCUUGCAGGCAAGGUGCUCGUUCCCAUGGGUGAACACAUCAACCGACUAGUCGCUGCCCGAUUCCAGUGGGAUAUGAUGGGAUGUGAGAACUUGGUCAUUGCACGCACAGAUUCCGAAAGCGGUCGCCUUAUCAGCAGUGCUAUCGAUGUGCGUGAUCACGAAUUCAUUCUCGGUAUCACAGAAGAUGUGGAGCCUUUAGCCGAAACUCUCCAGGCCAUGGAGCGUGAAGGUGCCUCACCUAGCGAGAUCGACGCGUUCGAACUCGAUUGGGUCAAGAAACAUAAACUUGUUACUCUCGACGAAGCUGUCGAUGCCCAUCUAGAGUAUGAAGGAGCGCCGCAGUCAUCCCGCGAUGGCUACAAGGCUUACGUCAAGAGCAACCCCGACCUCUCAUUCUCCCGUCGCCGAGCUCUUGCAAACGACUACGCAAAGACCCCCCGUCGAUUCCCCGCAGCCACCAAGCGCGCUAAAGAAUUCGCUCCUUAUGCCGAUCUCCUUUGGGUUGAGACAGGCGACCCAGACGUGAAGAAGGCCGGUGCUCUUGCCGGUGAAGUCCGGGAGGCAUUCCCCGGAAAGAAGCUCGUUUACAACCUCAGUCCUUCGUUCAACUGGAUGGGACAAGGAUUCGAUGAGGCUUCUCUCAAGUCUUUCAUUUGGGAUAUUGCUAAGCAAGGAUUCGUUUUGCAGCUUAUCUCUCUCGCGGGCCUGCACACCAAUGCAACCAUUACCACCGAGCUUUCGCGCGCAUUCAAGGACGAGGGAAUGUUGGCCUACGUCCGUCUGGUCCAAUCGCGCGAGAAGGAUCUUGGUGUUGAUGUUCUCACGCAUCAGAAGUGGAGCGGCGCGCCUUAUAUGGAUGGUAUCAUGGGGGCGAUCCAGAGUGGAAGCAGCAGCAGCAAGAGUAUGGGCGAAGGCAAUACCGAGAAGGGUUUCUAA